Molecule: messenger RNA, 8128 nt
Organism: Cotesia congregata
Lineage: Eukaryota; Metazoa; Arthropoda; Insecta; Hymenoptera; Braconidae
Source: the annotation of a GenBank genome assembly
AUUUUAUACAACUUAUUUGAUCAGAGCAAAUAAAUGUUCCUCAAAUUAAAUAAUCUGUUAACUGUUCGCAAUAAUUAUCAAGAUAAACGCGAAAAAAAAUAUCUGGUUAAUAAACAAAUAAAUCAUUAAAAAUAUCAAUAUGCUUGUAAGUGGUCAUAAAAUUUCCGUAUAAACAGGAAAAUAAAUGAAAAAAAUUAAUUCAAUAAUUAAAUAAAAACUUGAUAAUUAUUAAAUAUCCAAGUGUUUUUUUUUUUUUAUAAGAUUUAAAAUUAUUGUUAGUAGAAAUAUGGAUUCAAAAGUGGAUGUUGAACUGAAGAAAAACCCGCGGGAGGGAAUAAACCUUUUGAGUGCUUUUACACUUUCGUGGGUGUUAAAAAUUUUCUGGAAUGGAUACAAACGAGAGUUGGAGAUCGAGGAUCUUUCUCAGCCGCUGAAGGAGCAUAAAAGUAGUUUACUGGGUGAUAAUUUAGCGGCAGCGUGGGAUAAAGAAGUACAGUUGUAUGAUAUGAAUACGAAGCCAAAAAAGGAACCAGGCAAAUCGGAAAGCAAUGUGAAAGUUAAACAUAAAAAAAGUAAAACUCCUAGCUUGCAGAGAGCUUUAACUAAAGUUUUUGGUGCUCGCAUUGCUCUUUACGGAGUUGCGUUGGCUAUUCAGGAACUUGUUAUUCGAAUUCUUCAGCCUCUAGCGUUAGCCCAGCUGCUACGUUUCUUUACAACAUCAGACAUUAGCAAAACAGAAGCUUAUUUAUACGCAAGUGGAGUAAUAUUUUGCUCAGCAGCCAAUGUAUUUGUACUACACCCAUCCUUAUUGGCAAUAUUUCACAUGGGUAUGAAAAUGCGCGUAGCAUGCUGUUCGCUGAUUUACCGUAAGUCAUUGAAGAUAUCAAGAACAGCUUUAGGUGAGACGACAAUAGGCCAAGCAGUUAAUCUAUUAUCGAAUGAUGUGAACAGAUUUGACUUAACACCAGUUUUCAUCCACUAUCUUUGGAUCAGUCCCGUUGAGACUGUUAUUGUCACAUACUUGAUGUAUAAAGAAGUCGGUGUAGCUGCGAUAAUCGGAGUAGCGUCGUUGUUGAUGUUUAUACCUCUCCAGGGUUGGCUGGGCAAAAAAUCAUCUAUUUUCCGUUUUAAGACGGCUAUACGUACUGAUGAGAGAGUACGGUUGACAAACGAAAUUAUUAGUGGUAUCCAAGCUAUAAAAAUGUAUGCAUGGGAACAUCCAUUCAGCAAUCUAAUUGAAAAAGCAAGGAAGAAAGAAAUGCGAAUGGUAAAAUAUGGAUCGUAUGUACGAGGCGUUAUGUUGUCCUUUAUGUUGUUUUCAUCUCGUUUGUCGCUUUUUAUCACAAUGCUGGCUUACGUGUUAGCGGGCAAUCAAAUAACCGCUGAAAAAGUAUAUAUGUUGACGGCUUACUACAGUAUUUUACGUCAAACUAUGACGGUAUUCUUCCCACAAGGUAUUACUACAGUGGCUGAAACUUUGGUCUCGAUAAAACGUCUUGAGACGUUUUUGAUGACCGAAGAAAUAGAAAGGAAUGAUAAAGCACGUAAAAAGAGUCAACUCAACAAUAUUUAUUAUAAUGAUGAUAAUGAUAAGGAUUUGAAGGAUGAAAAAGCAGCGGAGCCUUUACUUCCUCAGAUUGAAGGAUCUGUAACACUAGAUGAUGUACAUGCUAAGUGGUUAGAUUCAGAUAAUGAAGAAACAUUGAAAGGAAUUAAUUUAAAUAUUAAACCUGGUCAAUUAGUAGUUAUUGUCGGCCAAGUUGGUUCGGGUAAAACGAGUCUACUUAAUACCAUUCUUAAAGAACUUCCAGCUCAUACAGGUACUGUUGAUGUGUGUGGUAAAAUUGCUUAUGCAAGUCAGGAACCCUGGCUGUUUGCUGGCUCAGUGCGUCAGAACAUACUUUUCGGACGACCAUGGGAUGCUAGAAAAUACGAUAAAGUGGUUAAAGUAUGCCAGCUGAAGCGAGAUUUCUCACUGUUUCCGUACGGCGACAAAACUAUCGUAGGGGAACGCGGGGUGAGUUUGUCUGGUGGACAGAGAGCUCGUAUCAAUUUAGCUCGAGCUGUUUACUCUGACGCACCGCUGUUCUUGCUAGACGAUCCGCUGAGUGCAGUAGAUGCUCAUGUCGGUAAACACAUGUUCGAAGAGUGUAUCGAAAGGUACUUACACGGCAAAACUAGAAUACUUGUUACUCACCAGAUACAAUUUUUGAGUAACGUUGAGAAGAUAAUUGUGAUGAAGGACGGUGUUAUUAUUGCAGAAGGUAGUUACAAUAAAUUAAUUCAAAUGGGAGUCGACUUCGGCCGAUUACUGGAGUCACCACAGGAAGAAGAAGAAGCAGAAGAUACUCUGUCUCUGGGGAGGAGCCGAAAAAAUUCAAGGCACGCAAGUGUCGCUUCGUUCAGUUCAUUCAUGACCAACGAAACUACAGGCCAGAUUCAAGCUGAACCUGAAGAAGUUGCUGAGAUGCGUACCAAAGGAUCUAUUGGAGGAUACGUUUACUCUUCUUUUUUCAAAGCGGGUGGGAACGGCUGCGUAUUAUUCACUGUAUUUUUACUGACUGUAAGUGCUCAAUUAGUAGCUAGUGGUAGUGAUUACUUUGUGUCCUUUUGGGUUAAUCUAGAACAAGACAAUAACAGUAAUUUUACCUUCAGUAAUUUAGUUCGUACUUCGAGUUCGACCCCUAAAUUAUCAGACCACGAUAGAAAUAUUUGUAUAUAUAUUUUUUCGGCACUAACAAUACUUACCGUAGUGAUAACAUUCACGAGAUCGUUUGCAUUUUUCGCAAUGUGUGUACGAGCGUCAGAGCGUCUACAUGACACAAUGUUCCGCAGUAUUAGUCGAGCUACAAUGAAAUUCUUCAACACAAAUACCUCAGGACGUGUACUGAACCGCUUUUCUCGAGACAUGGGUGCUAUUGAUGAAUCACUGCCCAUGACCUUGAUCGAUUGCAUACAAGUAGGCCUUACUCUCAUUGGUAUAGUUGUUAUUGUUGCGACCGCUAAUAUAUGGCUAUUAAUACCUACUAUUGUUAUUUUUUCCAUAUUCUACGGUAUGCGCAUUAUUUAUGUUUCAACAAGUCGUAGUGUAAAGCGACUGGAAGGUAUCACAAGAUCACCUGUUUUUAAUCAUCUCAGCGCGACGUUACAAGGUCUACCUACAAUACGUUCAUUCAACGCAGAAGAAGUGUUGACUAAAGAAUUUGAUAAUCAUCAGGACCUUCAUUCUACUGCCUGGUAUAUUUAUAUUGCAUCUUCACGAGCGUUUGGUUAUUGGCUGGAUGUUAUCUGCCUUAUCUACAUCAGCCUUGUGACUAUGAGCUUCCUAUUCAUGUCUACUGAAGAUGAUAAAAACUACGAAGGUGGUGAUGUCGGUUUAGCAAUCACUCAGAGCAUUGGAUUAACUGGAGUCUUCCAGUGGGGAAUGAGACAAGCUGCUGAAGUCGAGAAUCAAAUGACUUCAGUGGAGCGAGUGCUUGAAUAUACGAAUAUUGAGAGCGAACCUGCGCUUGAGAGUUUGCCAGAUAAAAAGCCUAAGGAUGACUGGCCACCUAGAGGUAAAGUUGAAUUCAAAAACGUUUAUUUGUCUUACUCGCCUUUAGAACCACCCGUACUCAAGAAUCUCAACUUUACUAUUGAACCGCAUGAAAAGAUAGGAAUUGUCGGACGCACUGGAGCAGGAAAAUCUUCUCUGAUAUCAGCUUUAUUCCGUCUCGCUGACAUUGAGGGUAACAUUGAGAUUGAUGGUAUAGAUACCGGUAAAAUUGGACUCCAUGAUUUUCGUACCAAAAUAAGUAUAAUCCCUCAGGAACCGUUUUUGUUCUCCGGUACAUUGAGAAGAAAUCUUGAUCCUUUUCGAGAUUAUCCUGACAGUAUUUUAUGGUCAGCGCUGGAAGAUGUCGAGUUAAAAGAAAUGGGUCUAGAAAGUCAUGUUAAUGAAGGAGGUUCUAAUUUAAGUGUAGGCCAACGGCAAUUGGUAUGUCUUGCUCGUGCUAUUGUGAGAAAUAAUAAAAUUCUUGUACUCGAUGAAGCGACAGCCAAUGUUGAUCCACGGACAGAUGAGUUUAUUCAGAAGACUAUUAGACGUAAAUUUGCCGAUUGUACAGUACUUACAAUAGCUCAUCGACUCAAUACUGUCAUGGACAGUGACAGAAUAUUAGUCAUGGACGCUGGCUCAGUUGUGGAAUUUGACCAUCCUUACAUUCUACUUGGAAACGAAAAUGGAUAUCUAUCAAAAAUGGUUAACGAGACCGGUGCAAUGAUGAUAGAAACAUUGAAAAAUUUAGUUUUUAAAUUUUACUUGGAAAUCGACGAUCUCUGUAGGCCAUUAAAAGAGCAUAAGAGCAGUUUAUUAGGUGAUAAGUUGGCUGCUGCGUGGGAAAAAGAAGUCAAAAAAUGCAACAAACUAAUUGAUAAUAAGGCAGAAAAAAUACCUAGUUUAAAAAAAGUAUUAUUUAAAGUUUUUGGCCCGCGCAUCGCUCUUUAUGGAGUUGCAUUAGCUGUUAUGGAACUCGUUCUAAGGAUGCUACAACCAAUAGCGCUAGCAAGGCUGCUCCGAUUCUUCACAACAUCAGAAUUAAGUAAAACAGAAGCAUUUUUAUACGCUGGUGGUGUAAUAUUAAGUUCGGCGAUAAAUAUAUUCGUAGGACACCCUUAUAUGUUGGCUAUUUUCCACAUGGGUAUGAAAAUGCGCAUAGCAUGCUGUUCACUGAUUUACCGUAAGUCAUUGAAGUUAUCAAGAACAGCUUUAGGUGAGACGACAACCGGCCAAGCGGUCAAUCUUUUGUCAAACGACGUCACUAGAUUUGACGUAGCGGCCAUAUUUGUUCACUACCUAUGGAUAAGUCCUGUUGCGACAAUCAUUGUAACUUAUUUGAUGUAUCAAGAAGUUGGUGUAGCUGCAAUAAUUGGAGUCGCGUCGCUUCUAUUAUUUAUUCCACUUCAAGGGUGGCUUGGAAAGCAAUCAUCAACACUACGUUUACGUACAGCAAAACGUACUGAUGAGAGAGUACAUUCAACCAACGAGAUUAUCAGCGGGAUUCAAGCUAUAAAAAUGUAUGCUUGGGAGCACCCAUUCAGUGAUCUCAUAAAAGGUAUUCGUAAAAAAGAAAUGGGUAUCAUUAGAUACGCUUCUUUUUUACGAGGUGUCACUAUGUCAUUCAUGAUGUUUGCAACACGCUUAUCGUUAUUCUUCACAAUAUUAUCUUGUGUGUUAUCAGGCAAACAAAUUACUGCUGAAAAAGUAUUUAUGGUGGUAGCGUACUACAACAUUUUACGCCAGAUAAUGACAAUAUUUUUCCCUAUAGGAAUUGCACAAGUAGCUGAGGCGCUAGUGUCGGUGAAACGUCUUCAGACAUUUUUAAUGUAUGAAGAAAUCGAGUUGGAUAAUAAAAAUAAUAAUAGAAGCGAUAAAAAUUCAAAUAAAAAUGAAAAUAUCCAAAAAGAUAAUGGUGUUGUGAUGUUCAAAAAUUUUCAUGCUAAAUGGUUCGAUGAAGACAGUGAAGAUACACUGAAAAGAAUCAAUUUGCAUAUUGAACCAGGUCAAUUAGUAGCUAUUGUCGGCCAAGUCGGUUCGGGUAAAACGAGUCUACUCAAUGCUAUUCUCAAAGAACUUCCAGCUCAUACAGGUACUGUUGAUGUGUGUGGUAAAAUUGCUUACGCAAGUCAAGAACCUUGGCUAUUUGCUGGCUCAGCGCGUCAAAAUAUACUGUUCGGACGACCAUGGGAUGCUAAAAAAUAUGAUAAUGUUGUCGGAGUAUGCCAACUAAAGCAAGAUUUCUUAUUGCUUCCAUACGGCGACAAAACUAUCGUCGGCGAACGCGGGGUGAGUUUAUCUGGUGGACAGAGAGCUCGUAUCAAUUUAGCUCGAGCUGUUUAUUCUGAUGUACCGCUGUUCUUGCUAGACGAUCCGCUGAGUGCAGUAGAUGCUCAUGUCGGUAAACACUUGUUCGAAGAGUGCAUCGAAAAGUACUUGCAUGGUAAAACUAGAAUACUUGUUACUCAUCAAAUACAAUUUUUGACUAACGUUGAGAAAAUAAUUGUGAUGAAGAACGGUGCUAUUACCGCAGAAGGUAGUUACGAUAAAUUAGUCGAAAUGGGAGUCGAUUUUGGACGAUUACUUGAGUCGAGUUCAGAGGACGAUGACGAAAAUAGUAUUAUUGGAUCAAACAGUCGUAGUAAUUCACGAAGCAGUAUGACUUCAUUCAUUUCUUCGAAAACCAAUGAAAUAGAACAAAAUCAAUUGGAACCCGCGGAAGUUGAGGAGUUCCGAUCCCGCGGAUCCAUUGGAGGGCAUGUUUAUUCUUCUUAUUAUAAAGCUGGUGGGAAUUGCUGUAUACUUUUUAUAAUAAUGCUACUGUUUGUUUUCUCUCAACUAGCUGCAAGCGGUAGCGAUUUUUUCAUUGCAUUUUGGGUUAACCUUGAACAAGGAUACAGUAAUAAUUUCUCAUUUAGUAAAUUACUGGGCAUGUCAAAUCAAACAACUUAUUCAGAAGACGAUAGAGACAUAUGUAUAUACAUUUUCGCUGGAUUGACUGUGCUUACAGUAGUGAUGACAUUGAUUCGAUCCUUUGCAUUUUUUGAACUAUGUGUAACUGCGUCUAAACGAUUACACGAUAAAAUGUUCCGUAGCAUUAGUAGAGCAACCAUGAGAUUUUUCAAUACAAAUCCUUCAGGAAGAAUAUUAAAUCGUUUUUCAAAAGAUAUUGGUGCUAUUGACGAAUUACUACCAAUGGCCAUGAUUGAUUGUAUUCAGAUUACGUUAUCACUUGUUGGUAUCAUUGUUGUUAUCUGUGUAACUAAUGUCUGGCUUAUAUUUCCUACUAUUUUAAUCUGUGCAACAUUCUACGGACUGCGAGUUGUUUAUGUCUCAACAAGUCGUAGUGUAAAACGGCUAGAAGGCAUCACAAGAUCACCCGUUUUUAGUCAUUUAAGUGCUACACUACAGGGUCUGCCUACAAUACGGUCUUUCAAUGCCGAAGAAAUACUCAUCAAAGAGUUUGAUAAUCAUCAGGAUCUUCAUUCAUCCGCGUGGUAUAUUUAUAUUGCGUCGUCUCGAGCUUUUGGAUUUUGGCUUGACUUGGUUUGUCUCGUUUACAUCAUUUGUGUAACAAUGAGCUUUUUAUUACUUUCUGAUAAUAAGAAUAAUGUCUAUAGGGGUGGUGACGUAGGCCUGGCAAUUACGCAGAGUAUUGCAUUGACUGGGAUGUUCCAGUGGGGAAUGAGACAGAGCACUGAGGUAGAAAAUCAAAUGACUUCAGUGGAACGUGUACUUGAGUACACAAAUAUUGAGAGCGAACCUGCUCUUGAGAGUUUACCAAGUAAAAAACCUAAAGAUGACUGGCCAACCAGAGGGAAAAUUGAAUUCAAAAAAGUUUACUUGUCUUAUUCGCCGCUAGAAUCACCAGUACUUAAAAAUCUCAACUUUAUCAUUGAGCCACGUGAAAAGAUAGGAAUCGUCGGUCGCACCGGAGCUGGUAAAACUUCUAUGAUAUCCGCAUUAUUUCGUCUUGCUGACAUUGAGGGAAAUAUUGAGAUUGAUGCCGUCGACAUCGGUGAAAUUGGACUUCAUGAUUUCCGCUCCAAAAUAAGUAUAAUUCCUCAGGAACCUUUCUUGUUCACAGGCUCAUUGAGAAAAAAUCUUGAUCCUUUCGAACAGUAUUCUGACCACAUACUUUGGUCAGCACUUGAAGACGUUGAGCUAAAAGACAUGACUCUUGACGAACAUAUAAAUGAAGAAGGUUCCAAUUUAAGUGUCGGACAACGGCAAUUGGUAUGUCUUGCUCGUGCUAUUGUGAGAAAUAAUAAAAUUCUUGUACUCGAUGAGGCGACAGCCAAUGUUGAUCCACGAACAGAUGAGUUUAUUCAGAAGGCCAUAAGACGCAAAUUUGCCGAUUGCACAGUACUUACAAUAGCUCAUCGACUCAAUACUGUCAUGGACAGUGAUAAGAUAUUAGUCAUGGACGCCGGUUCAGUUGUAGAAUUUGAUCAUCCGUAUAUUUUACUUCAAAAUGAAAAUGGUAAAUUAUCAAAUCUGAUUCAAGAAACCGGAACAUUAAUGAUCGAAGCGCUAAAAAAUGUUGCCAAACAAAAUUACGAUCUUCGUGAGCAGUCGUUUGCAACUGUUUAA